AUUCACUGGGACACUCCAGAGGCGCAAGGCAGAGGUUCCGAGAACCGAGCGAGGAGAGGCAGCCGGCCCUUCCGAGGAGUUAUGGAUGUUGGUGCAUUCACUUCUGGCCAGAUCCGCGCCCCGAGGGAGCUAACCAGCGGCCACCACCUCCAGCUGUCUCCUUGCCUUGCACCAGGUCUUACCCUUCCAGUAUGUUCCUUCUGAUGAGACAAUUUCCAGUGCCGAGAGUUUCAGUACAAUGUGGAAAUGGAUACUGACACAUUGUGCCUCAGCCUUUCCCCACCUGCCCGGCUGCUGCUGCUGCUUCUUGUUGCUGCUCUUGGUGUCUUCCGUCCCUGUCACCUGCCAAGCCCUUGGUCAGGACAUGGUGUCACCAGAGGCCACCAACUCCUCUUCUUCCUCUUCCUCCUCGUCCUUCUCGUCUCCCUCCAGUGCUGGGAGACAUGUGCGGAGCUACAAUCACCUCCAAGGAGAUGUCCGCUGGAGAAAGCUAUUCUCUUUCACCAAGUACUUUCUCAAGAUUGAGAAGAACGGGAAGGUCAGCGGUACCAAGAAGGAGAACUGCCCGUACAGUAUCCUGGAGAUAACAUCAGUGGAAAUUGGAGUUGUUGCCGUCAAAGCUAUUAACAGCAACUAUUAUUUAGCCAUGAACAAGAAGGGGAAACUCUAUGGCUCAAAAGAAUUUAACAAUGACUGUAAGCUGAAGGAGAGGAUAGAGGAAAAUGGAUACAAUACCUAUGCAUCCUUUAACUGGCAGCACAACGGGAGGCAAAUGUAUGUGGCACUGAAUGGAAAAGGAGCUCCAAGGAGAGGACAGAGAACACGAAGGAAAAACACCUCAGCCCACUUUCUUCCAAUGGUGGUACACUCGUAGAGGAAGGCAACGCUUAUGGAUGCGGUAGAACCAAAGGCUCUUUUGUCAGGAAUAGUUGGUAAUCUUCACGAAGACAGUAGCUCAAAAGGCAAAGACAUGUGGCAGAUGUCUGCUC
Trichechus manatus latirostris (Florida manatee) is the source of this 989-nucleotide messenger RNA. It is a transcript of the gene FGF10, whose product is annotated as fibroblast growth factor 10. Gene Ontology annotation, cellular component: cytoplasm. The coding region runs from base 239 to 874 and encodes 211 amino acids. Lineage: Eukaryota; Metazoa; Chordata; Mammalia; Sirenia; Trichechidae. Gene Ontology annotation, molecular function: type 2 fibroblast growth factor receptor binding; chemoattractant activity; growth factor activity. The record is from RefSeq and is a predicted model, not a curated record. Gene Ontology annotation, biological process: fibroblast growth factor receptor signaling pathway; positive regulation of canonical Wnt signaling pathway; limb development. The transcript has 3 exons.